Messenger RNA from Moneuplotes crassus, 2096 nucleotides. The record is from the annotation of a GenBank genome assembly. NCBI's taxonomy places the organism in Eukaryota, Ciliophora, Spirotrichea, Euplotida, Euplotidae.
AAAGAAAUAUAUUACUUGAGAAUGAGGAUACUUACUAUUGCUGCUCUUAUGCUGUUACUAUGAGAUGUUGCCUUUGGAAACACCAGCAUAAGCUCUGAAGAAGACACUGCAUGUCUCCAACAUGUGAGAAAGGCCUUGAGUCCUGAAGGUCUUGGCGAUUUAGCUCAGAUCGCAUUGAAUAGUGCCAAGGGACCAAAUGAGCUAGGUGAUUUUGAUGGCUGCCAUGCUGAUGGACUAGAGUAUGUAAUAUUAGCAUUGAUGUUAGAGCCUCAAGACAUAUCUAUUACGAGGAUGGGGCUUUGUGUUCCACAAGAGUGAGCUAGUCAAGAGAGUUUUAGGGGAAUCUCAGACUUUGUUGAGAGACAAGCUAAGCCAUAUUUUCCUGAAGACUUUAAGAUUGUUGCAAAAGUUUCAGUUUCAAGAGAAGUCCUCUCAGAAUCAAUGUCAACAGGAGCUAUACUAGUUCUGAUUUUCACAGGCUUUGUGGGGCUUCUUUGGUUUUGUGGAAUUUUGAUUACAUAUACAAAUAUUGGCAGUAAUGGGAACUUCAGGUCAAAUAAAAUCGAAGAGAGAAAGACGACAUGGGCCCUUGCCCUCCAUUCAUGGAACCCCAUCUUCAACCUCCAGAAGUUGUUUACUGUGAAGGAAGAAGGAGAUAAAACUUUGAGCGUGUUGAAUGGAGUCAGAGUGCUCAGUAUUGGAUGGGUUAUACUUGGCCAUUCAUUUGCAUUUUUAAGCAUUUCAGUUGUUAAAAAUAUACAGACACUCGGUGUUUUAUUUGAUAGCGAUUUCUUCUCUAUUGUUCCUGGAGGCAUCUAUGCUGUUGAUACUUUCUUCUUUCUUUCUGGAUUCUUGACAUUUGCUCUGCUGAUCUCAAAAAUGUACCCUAAGAAAGGGAUGAUUGGAAUAGUAAAUACGUUUCUGAUCUAUUUCCACAGAUAUUAUAGACUCAUCUUCCCGAUGAUAUACAUUCAACUUUUUACUAUGUUUGUCAUGAGGUAUUUCGGAAAUGGGCCAAUGUAUAGACAGAGUUGGGAUUUCCUGACCAAAUCUUGCUUCGCAAACCCGUGGCAAAACUUUGUGUUCAUUGCCAACCUAUACCUUGGGGGAUGGCUGAUCAAUGCAUCGGUUGGGUCUGGUAUCUGAUGUGUGACAUGCAGUUCUUCAUUAUCAGUCCUCCAAUUAUCAUUGUCUAUUGCAUGAACAGGAAGAUUGGGAAACUGUUGGUAUUAUUACUCAUUUUCCUAUCGAUGUUGACAGUCGGAAUCCUUUCACUUGUUUGGGAUAUAUCAAUGGAUGGACAAUCAACAAAGAAAGAACAUGUUGAAGAUUUCGUCUACAUCAAGCCUUGGACCAGAAUGGGUGCUUACUUUGUUGGAGCCUUGUUCGGGAUUUCUUAUUUCGAGAUAUCUUGUAGUGAGAAGUAUCAGGAGUUAUCAAGCACUCUAUUUAAUAAAUUCUAUGCCAUACUUAAAGGCUCUCAGAUAAUUUCAGUUCUGGUGUGUUGUUUCGGAGUUGGAGUAACAGCUCUGUAUGUUUUCCCAAAUGCUGCUUAUGGAAGAAAAAGUUUAGACCCAGCUAAUGCAGGGAAAGGAAACAGCUGGCCUCUAUGGCUAUCAGCUUUGUAUAACUUCACAGUCAGGCCAUUCUUUGCUGCUGGCGUCGGUCUUAUUCUUGCUCCUACUUUUGUGGGCAGAUUAAGAGUGAUAAGAGCCUUUUUAGGAGCUGAGAUAUUUGAAGUCCUAGCAAGACUUAAUUACAUGGUGUACAUGAUCCACGUUGUGGUUAUAUUUCAUUUCCUCAACAAUCUCAAAGCCAGCAUUUAUGUCACCACUACCACCCAGCUAUUCUUCGCAGUCGGAUGCACUGUAAUUUCAUUUAUGGUCGGAGUUAUUCUGACACUUAUCUGAGAAGUCCCAUUUAUGAACCUGGAGAAGUACGUUUUAUUCCCUAAGCAGGUCAAGAAGCAAGCUGAAGUUGCACCUUUAGAAGUCCAGUCAGUCAAAAUGGACAGAGGUGCAGAAUUCUACAAGUUGGAGGAUCAAGAUGAAACAAUAGAAUCUGGACAGAAAUUGCUAGAAAAAUCAUAACCAAUU